AUGCUCCGGCUGGCUGCUAUCGUACCCCGCCUUGACCUUCCCGUUCCCGUCUCCCUCUUCAUCAUCUACUCCGUCUGCCUCACGCCCGUCCUCUUCCUCCUGUACAAUGAGCUCGCGGGCCGGCGAACCCGGUCCCGACAGCCGAGAGGAUGUCGAAAACUGGGACUGAAAUCUUUCUCCAACCUCGCUGAUGAACACCAGUACAGCACAAACGGCGUGAAGAGUCGCUCCAAGGAUGGGACGGAAGGGGAGAAGAAAAUCAAAGUCAAAGCACUGAUCUCAUACCCGAUCAAGAGCUGUGCUGGUGUGGAAUUCAACUUUGCCGAUGGCACGAACACUGGACUGAUGUACGACCGCCAAUUCGCCUUUGCGGAGUACAUCGAAACGACAGCUAAAAAUGAUGAUGGUAAAAAAGCCGUGGCGGGUCGUUGGGACUGUCGGACCCUUCGUGAUGGUAAAUUUAGCAAAAUGGCUUUGAUACGGCCUGAGAUCUGGGUUCCCGACCCCUCAUCGCCGACAUACUCUCCCAAGGCUCCGGAAGUCCGCUCCAAGGGUGUUUUGGUGAUCAAUUUUCCCCGAACAGGAACUGGUUUGUUCACCAAGCUCGGCAUGAAACUUAACCUCUGCUCGCGAGAAGAAUCGUUCCAGGUACCGCUCUUCCCGCCUGACGGCGAGUACUCUUCCAUCCCGAUGCGCAUAUUCAGCGACACCCCCAACGCAUACAACUAUAGCACCCACAUCCCUAGCUCUCUAGGCGCAUUCUUAGGCAGCACCAAGCCUCUAUCCUUAUUCCGUUUCGACCCUGAGCACCCUCGUCCAGUACGCGGAAACGCUCCAACCGAAGCCGAUCUCGGCUUCAAACCAACCAUGGGAUUCCCAGACGAGUAUCCUCUUCAAAUGCAAAAUCUGGCUAGUAUCAGAAGCAUGGCGGAAAAGGUUAAAUACGCUAUCCCCAAGUUCACUGUCCGUCGAUUUCGGCCGAACAUUGUCCUUGAAGGAUUGGAGGCGUAUGAUGAAGAUGACUGGAAGAAGAUGCGCAUUGUACCGGGUCCGGAGAGCAGGGUUAUGCCAUCUUCAUCGUCCGAUGACAAGAAGGGCGUUGACAUACUCGUUGCGUGUCGCACGGUGAGAUGUCGAUUGCCCAAUGUGGACCCCGACACGGGCGAGAGACAUCAGGUUGAGCCGGAUAAGACGCUGAAAGCAAUGAGAAAUAUCGACGCAGGCGCGGACAAAAGUGGUUGUUUGGGAAUGAUGUUGGUUCCGGUUUCGCAAAAAUUCACAAUCCAUGUUGGUGACGAAGUUGAAGUACUGGAAAGGGGAGAGCAUUUUUACAUCAAGGAGUAG
Uncinocarpus reesii 1704 is the source of this 1344-nucleotide messenger RNA. RefSeq lists its product as uncharacterized. Bases 1 to 1344 code for a protein of 447 amino acids. NCBI's taxonomy places the organism in Eukaryota, Fungi, Ascomycota, Eurotiomycetes, Onygenales, Onygenaceae. Gene Ontology annotation, molecular function: catalytic activity; pyridoxal phosphate binding; molybdenum ion binding. The transcript is spliced from 2 exons. The record is from RefSeq and is a predicted model, not a curated record.